CGUACUCCAUACGACGUAAUGGCUAUCGAUACGCGCUGCUCGACCAAUCACUGGUUAGCGUGGUUUCCUUUAUAUACAUAACUCUUCCUAUUUUUUCUCAGGUGUUUCCUGGAAAAAGGCAAGAUUAACUCACGAUGUUCGUGGCAUUCGCACUAAUUCUCAUAAUAGCACCAAAUGAAAUCUUCUCAGCCGAAAAUGUUAUCGCCACGGCUGAGAAUGGACUCAAAAAUAUAAAGCCAGAUGUUAAAUGUGAGGACAAACAGUUUGCAGCUAAUCCUACAGGCACGACUGUAGGGACUCCGGCAGGUUGUGUUGUAAGCGGUGAUUCAAAUGAUGCGACAUCAAUCGACAAACGGGGAAAUUACUUCCAACGCCCACGAAAAGAUGCAGAAGAUAUAAACGAAAAAAGAGGUAACUAUUACCUUCAUCCAAGAAGUGACGAAGCAGAUGAGAAACGGGCAAAUUAUUUCCAACGACCGCGAAAGGAUGAAACUGGAAUGGCACUAGACGACAAGCGAGCAAAUUGGCAUUACUAUCGACCACCUCGGGCGGACGAAACCGAUGACACGGAAGAAAAGCGGGCAAAUUAUUGGCGUCAACACCCACGUAAAAGGGAUUCUGAGGAAGAAAAGCGAGCUAACUAUUUCAUGCGUCCACGAAAAGAUGAGGAUUAUCUUUCCGAAGAUAAAAGAGCAAAUUAUUGGCGACAACCUCGAGCGGACGAAACCGAUGAGACGGAAGAAAAGCGAGCAAAUUAUUGGCGUCAACACCCACGUAAAAGGGAUUCUGAGGAAGAAAAGCGAGCUAACUAUUUCAUGCGUCCACGAAAAGAUGAGGAUGACAUUUCCGAAGAUAAAAGAGCAAAUUAUUGGCGACAACCUCGAGCGGACGAAACCGAUGAGACGGACGAAAAGCGAGCAAAUUAUUGGCGCCAACGUCCACGUAAAAGAGAUUCGGAGGAAGAAAAGCGAGCUAACUAUUUCAUGCGUCCACGAAAAGAUGAGAGUGAUUUUUCCGAAGAUAAAAGAGCAAAUUAUUGGCGACAACCUCGGGCGGACGAAAGCGAUGAGACGGAAGAAAAGCGGGCAAAUUAUUGGCGUCAACGUCCACGUAAAAGAGAUUCGGAGGAAGAAAAGCGAGCUAACUACUUCAUGCGUCCACGAAAAGAUGAGAGUGACAUUUAUGAAGAUAAACGAGCAAAUUAUUGGCGACAACCUCGGGCGGACGAAACCGAUGAGUCGGAAGAAAAGCGGGCAAAUUAUUGGCGUCAACGUCCACGUAAAAGGGAUUCUGAGGAAGAAAAGCGAGCUAACUAUUUCAUGCGUCCACGAAAAGAUGUUAAGGAAACCGACGAUGCAGAAGGAAACUAAAACAAAAGUAGAAGAAAUUGUUGUUGUUCACCCACAUAAUGUUUCACCCACAUUUCAUGUGACAUCUAAGGUAGAUUUCUAAAGAAUAAUAGGAAUUUUUGAAAAAUCUAUUAAGUAAAUAAUGAUUCAUAAUAUUAUCUCCACGAUAGGUGUAAAUGCCGCAGAUCAAAAUCGAGAAAAUUAUGUUUUCUCGGCAAAAUUGAGGAGUAUUUUUCUACAAUGUGUGUUUGAUUAAGAAAUGAACAGUUUAGCUUUGACAAACCAUUGUGUUAAGAAGGGGUAGAAAAUGAUGACGUGGGAUCUGGUUCUUAAAAAUGCACAUCCUAUGUUCAUAGUUUAUUGCUAAGCACCCUUUUUAGAUUUUUGAACCUGUAGUAUGCAUUUAUACACCAGAUUGGAAUUAUAGAAAUACGCCAAAUGUUUGUUGGUUUAAAUUUAAGCUGAUGUUUGUUAAACAUAAAGCUUAAAAAAAUAAAGCACUCGGAAGAUAGUUUUAUGCCCUUUGUAAUACUAAAAUGUAAACUAAUAAAUAUAAUACCCGAGUCACACGAGAAAGUUUUCACAUGUCCCGUGCUAGGGAAAAUUUAGCACGCUUCUCCUGUUAAUACGACGUCCAUGUGAAUGCCUAUCUGUGUAAGAUUAGCACACGAUGAGUACCGAAUUUGUGAAGACGAUGGUGCAUGGUGGGAAUAUCUCGGGAAGUCCUUGUAACAUUUAGCACGCGUCCAGUGCUUAAAAAAAUAGCCCUGAUUGCCUCGUGUGACGAAAAAAAUGUUGCACACAUACUGUGCUAGGAAGAUUUUGGCACGCGUCCCCUGCUAAAUUGCAUCCGUGUGAAUGCCUACCUAUGUAAGACAGGCACACUCAAGAUAAUUAGCACGGAUCCGUGUGCAUGUCACUGGACAGCUUAUCUUUCAUGUGGCGUCGCGCGUAUCGUCACUGCCUGCGUCGAUCUACGAUGGGAAGUCUACACUUAGCACGCGCCCCUUUAACAUUGUGUCGCGUGUGAAUCGGGUAUUAGAUUAAUCAAUUAAGACAUGGGCAGAAAAAAUGUCUUCCUGAGAAAGUAACGUUAUCGCAACCCACCAUCGCAAACAAUUAAUGUAAAUAGGCCUAAUGUUAGAAUAGUAUCUGAAUUAUGAUGAGUCUGGGUACGGCUGUAGUAGAUCAAAUACUUUUCGAUCGAUCGCAUUAUCGAUUAAUUAUCAAUUAAUUAUUGAUUACUCUAAUGAUUUUUAAAUUUAUGAAUGUGUAUAUUGAAAGGAUAAACUAUCCAUGAAUUAUUACGCAUGUCCCACAUAAUCAUGUGCUGAAAAUGACGUAUUAAAAUGUAGAUGCAAUUGUGA
This is a messenger RNA of Anneissia japonica, 2716 nucleotides long. Its product is annotated as trichohyalin-like. The record is from RefSeq and is a predicted model, not a curated record. The transcript is spliced from 2 exons. The coding region runs from base 135 to 1370 and encodes 411 amino acids. NCBI's taxonomy places the organism in Eukaryota, Metazoa, Echinodermata, Crinoidea, Comatulida, Comatulidae.